AUGACGCAGUCGCCCAUGAUCUCGUCGCCGCUCAAGGCCACAAACGAAAUCGACUGGGUCACUCCGCUGAAGGACUACAUCAGGGACACAUAUGGCGAUGAUCCGGAACGCUAUGCCGAGGAGUGCGCCACCCUGAACCGUCUGCGACAGGACGUGAGGGGCGCCGGCAAAGACAGCACCUCGGGCCGCGAUAUGCUCUACAGAUAUUACGGCCAGCUUGAGCUUCUUGAUUUGCGCUUCCCGGUCGACGAGCAACAUAUCAAGAUCUCCUUCACAUGGUUCGAUGCCUUCACGCACAAAUCGACGGCCCAAUACUCGCUCGCAUUCGAGAAAGCCUCCAUCAUAUUCAACAUCUCAGCCGUUCUGUCAUGUCACGCCGCUCACCAAACAAGGUCGGAGGAGCCGGGCCUCAAGGCCGCGUACCAUUCCUUCCAGGCCUCCGCUGGCAUGUUCACUUACAUCAACGAGAACUUUCUCCACGCACCGUCGUCCGACCUCAGCCGUGAGACCGUCAAAACCCUCAUUCACAUUAUGCUGGCUCAGGCGCAGGAGGUUUUUUUGGAGAAACAGGUGGCGGAUAACAAAAAGUCGGCCCUUCUAGCCAAGCUUUCCAGCCAAGCAGCGUCUUUAUACUCGCAGGCAGUAGAAGGCGUCCAAGACAACUUCAAUAGAGCUAUAUUUGAGAAGGUUUGGCUGCUCAUGGUUCAGGUCAAAUUCAACUUCCUCAGCUCUAUGUCGCAGUAUUACCAGGCACUUGCCGACGACGACGCUGGCCAACACGGCGUUGCUGUUGCCAGGCUUCAGAUUGCCGAAACACAAGGGAAAGAGGCGAACCGCAUCGCUAACAACUUCCCGAACUCGGUGCCACCCAGCUCUAACCUCGGUGCCGAGACCGGCGGUAUCCUUGUCGACUUUACGAAACGGCAUUUGGCAACCGUACAGGACAAGCUCAAGGAAUUCAGCAAAGACAACGACUUCAUCUACCACCAGAGUGUGCCCGCGGAGGCGAGCUUGCCACCUGUUCCCAAGCUCCCAGCAUCGAAGCCGAUCCCCGUCAGCGAACUGUAUGCAGGUCAAGACAUUCAGCGCAUUACCGGGCCUGAUCUCUUCUCCAAGAUCGUGCCUCUAGCCGUGACGGAAUCGGCCAGUCUUUACGAUGAGGAGAAGGCCAAGCUAAUCCGAGCCGAGACCGAGAGAGUGGAUACCGCCAACGGCGAGAUGGCGGCAAGCUUGGACUACUUGAGGCUUCCCGGUGCUCUUCAGGUAUUGAAAGGAGGGUUCGACCAAGAGAUCUUGCCGGAUGAAGAGUUCAGAACGUGGUGUGAAGACGUUGCCGGCCACGAAGAUCCAGCUGCCAUUUUUGAAACGUUACGCUCCGAUAAGGAGAUCAUUGUGAGUACGCUGGACAAGAAUACGAAGCAAUUGGAUAUGGAAGAGAGCGUGUGCGAGAAGAUGCGAUCCAAAUACGAGAACGACUGGACACAGCAACCGAGCUCGAGAUUAACGUCGACGUUGCGAAGCGACAUUCGAAAUUACCGGGAGGCGUUGGAAGAGGCAGCAAGAAGCGACAACCAGCUGGCGGCGAAGUUGAGGCAAAACGAAACGGAAUUCCAGGAAAUGAGAGCUGCCGCCACGCAUGGAGGCAUCGACUCUCUGUUCCAACAUGCUGUUAGCAAGGUUCGCGGGAAGUCGAGCAAUGUCACGAGCCCUUCCGGCAACGAACCCAACCUGUUGGACGUCGACUUCGAGGAAGGGGGGCCGAGUGUCGUUGACCAAAUCCACAAGGUGGAGGAGAUCAUGAAAAAGUUGAAUCUCAUCAAGAGAGAACGCAACCAAGUGUUGAAGGAUCUCAAGGAAAAGGUCCACAACGAUGACAUCUCGGAGAUUCUGAUCCUUAACAAGAAGUCGAUUACAAACUACGAGAACCAGCUUUUCCAGUCAGAGCUGGAGAAGUUCCGCCCUUACCAAAACAGACUGCUUCAGGCCAACCACAAGCAGUCGGCAUUGAUGAAGGACCUGACGACUAGCUUCAACACUCUCUUGCAAGACAAGCGAGUCAGGUCAGAACAGAGCAAGUACGAAGCCAUCCAGCGGCAGAGGGUUUCAGUCAUGAACAAAUACAAACGGGCGUACCAGGAGUUCCUCGACUUGGAGGCUGGUCUCCAGGGUGCGAAGACGUGGUACGCCGAGAUGAAAGAGACGGUGCAGAGCCUUGAGAAGAACGUCGAGACGUUUGUCAACAACAGGCGCUCCGAGGGUGCUCAGCUUCUCAACACCAUUGAACAGGAGCGGUCGACUCGCAAGGACGCACAUGCAGAGUUGGAACGAGAGCGUCUGCGCGGACUGAUGGAGCGCAUGUCUAUGGAGCCCCCCGCACCUUCACCGAAACCUGCGUCGAACCGACCUACGCCUUCACCGCUGAACUUCGCCAACACCUCGUCGACACCGCGAUACCCCCAGACCAACUUCUCCGGACAGUACCAGGUUCCUCAGUCUCCGCCCCCAACCCAACAGCAGUACCCUGGCUUCGCUGCCCCUCCGACAUCCCAGUCAUACACGCCUCAGCAUGCGUACGGCCAGGCGGCGUACGACCCAAGCCAGUACGGCCGCACUCCCGGCCCGACAUCGCCGCCUCCUCAUCAAUCCACGUUCGGUCCGGCUGUUCUCCGCGGUCCAGCCUCGCCUCCGCCCACGCAAACGUCGUUCAACCAAGGCCAGCAGUACGGUGGCUUCCCUAACCAGCAGCAACAGAUGCCCGCUGGGUUUGUGCCACCACCUCCACCCCCUGGCCCCCCGCCACUGGGCCCUCAGCAGACAUUCUACGGUCAGCAGGAUUACCAGCAGCAGCAGCAGCAGCAGCAGUCACAGAACUACCAGCAGCAAACCCCCCAUAGUGCGUAUCCAUCAAGCGCGCAUCCGCGGUCGGCUCAGCCUCAGCAAAACAGCGAUCCGUGGGCAGGGUUGAACGACUGGAAAUAA
This is a messenger RNA of Colletotrichum higginsianum IMI 349063, 2979 nucleotides long. RefSeq names its product Vacuolar protein-sorting protein BRO1. Gene Ontology annotation, biological process: protein transport to vacuole involved in ubiquitin-dependent protein catabolic process via the multivesicular body sorting pathway. The record is from RefSeq and is a predicted model, not a curated record. Bases 1 to 2979 code for a protein of 992 amino acids. The transcript has 4 exons. Gene Ontology annotation, cellular component: endosome. Gene Ontology annotation, molecular function: protein binding. Lineage: Eukaryota; Fungi; Ascomycota; Sordariomycetes; Glomerellales; Glomerellaceae.